ACUCGGUCUUGAGACAUGAUGGCCCUGGAAAACUAUUUUCUAUUCCCCUACCACUUCUCCUUGGAUUGGGAUCCACACACCUUUGCGGUUGGAGAUCUCCAUGAGCAACUCAUGCCUUCGGCUGUGGAGUCGCCGGUGUCAUCGCAGGCCUCGACCGGUUACUUGCAGGACGCGGUGGCAAAGUGGAAGGAUCCGAGCAAACAGAGACGCCUGGCUUUCCUGCCUGUUCAUGAUCCGUCACCGACGACGAUGACGACGACGAACAAGGCAAAAGAGCUCCAAGAUCUUCUUCAACGAGGUUUUCGGGAUACAGAUUGUCAUGGACAUCCCUUGCGUGAUUUGAACUGCAUGCUGCAAGAUAAUGCAGUAAAUCCAGUUCAAUCCCCUUCGAACGCGCUGCGGAAGCCCAAAACUCAGGUCGCUGCGCUGCAACUACUCCCAGUACAAGAGCCACUCGCCUCUUCCUCGUCCUAUGAAGAGCCACAGCACAUCAGAGAAGGAAACGGAAAGAAGCCUUGCCUCGUUGCCUCCAAAGUAAAAGAACGUGCUUUCCAAGAUUGCGAGAGGAGGCGAUUCAAGAAGACCAAGGGCAAGACCGACGUGGUGUACCCCUUCGCCGUGGUGAAGCCCGGGGGCGAAGAGGGAGACGUGACGCUGGACGACAUCAACGCAAGGAUUCUGAUGCGCCCGAGGCGACCGGUCCGCCACCCGGUGGGGGAGUACGCCGACGGCGCCUGUGUUACGCCGGUCGGGCGGGGCCUCUCAGGCAAGGCGGUGGUAAGCCUCACGAGGAUCCAAACACAAGGGAGGGGCACAAUAACGAUCGUAAGGACAAGAGGAUGAAGUCACUGCGGCCACUUGUGUCAUGUGUACAUGAAGGUUAACUGGUCUCGAACAUGUAGUACAAGCACUGCUGCCCUAAUUUAAGGCUCGCAUCUUCACGUCUCAUGCUCUGUUUCCUGGCUUAACAUAUCCUGUAUCUAUUGUAUGGUUAGUAGAUAUAACAUGUCAAGAGACCCAAAGUCGA
Musa acuminata AAA Group (dessert banana) is the source of this 1027-nucleotide messenger RNA. RefSeq lists its product as uncharacterized. The transcript is spliced from 5 exons. The record is from RefSeq and is a predicted model, not a curated record. Lineage: Eukaryota; Viridiplantae; Streptophyta; Magnoliopsida; Zingiberales; Musaceae. Gene Ontology annotation, biological process: female meiotic nuclear division; male meiotic nuclear division. Bases 16 to 843 code for a protein of 275 amino acids.